AUGAGUGUGGACUCAGGUAGUCAAUUUCGGCCACUUAUCGAGUUGGAUCAAGGAUGGGAAUAUAUAUCGAGUAUGUUUGCAAAAUUAAAGAGGAUUUUAGAAGGAUUACCGGAGCCUCAGUUCAGUUCCGUUGAAUAUAUGACCCUUUACACAACUGUCUACAAUAUGUGUACCCAAAAGCCGCCUCACAAUUACUCUCAACAGCUUUACGAUAAGUAUAGGGCGGCGUUGGAGGACUAUGUAACCACAACGGUGCUGCCAUCUGUAAAUGAGAAACACGGCGAGCUUAUGCUGCAAGAGCUUGUGAAAAGAUGGACGAAUUAUAAAAUUAUGAUUAGGUGGCUGUCAAAUUGUUUUAAUUUUCUUGAUCGGUUUUUCAUCCCUAGGAGAUCGCUUCCUAGCCUGAAUGAUGUUGGAAUUACCUGUUUCCGCGAUUCGGUUUAUCGAAAAGUACAAGUCAAUGCUAGAGUUACUGUAAUUGGUCUUAUUGAUAGUGAACGCGUGGGAGAGCAGAUUGACAGAGCACUAGUGAAGAAUGUGAUAGAUUUAUUUGUUGGAAUUGGAAUGGGACGAAUGGAUGCAUAUGAAGAGGACUUUGAGGCGCACAUGCUAAGACAUGCUGGCGAAUACUAUUCUCGUAAAGCAGCAAGUUGGCUUUUGGAGGAUUUCUGUCCUGAUUUCUUAGUGAAGGCCGAAGAGUGCUUGAGAAGGGAGAGGGAUAGAGUUUCUCAUUACUUGCAUUCAAGCAGUGAAUUGAAGUUGGUGGAGAAAGUGCAGCAUGAGUUGUUUGAACCGCUUGCUGAAAUAUUAAAACAGAAAGUUAGUUUUGAAGUAAAAUCGUUGGUCCAACAGGCUGAAUAUACUGCAAGUAACGAGACUUCAGAUAGAUCUUCUGGCAUGCUGGAACAGGUCCUUGUCACAAACAUAAUCGAGCUUCAUGAUAAGCAUAUGGCGUACUUUAAUGACUGCUCAAUCAAAAACCAUGUCUUCCACAAAGCUCUGAGAGAGGCCUUUGAUGUAUUUUGCAAUAAAGCUGUUUCUGGGUAUUCAAGUGCUCAAUUACUCGCAACAUUCUGUGAAAAUAUCCUCAAAAAGGGUGGGAGUCAGAAGUUGAGUGAUGAGGCCAUUGAAGUAAUGCUUGACAAGGUUGUUAAGUUUCUUACUUAUAUCAGUGACAAAGACCUUUUUGCAGAAUUCUACAGGAAAAAGCUUGCCCGUCGGCUACUUUUUGAUCCAAGUGCUGACAAGGAACAUGAAAAAAGUAUUCUUACAAAGAUGAAACAGCAAUGUGGUGGCCAGUUCACCUCAAAAAUGGAGGGAAUGGUCACAGAUCUGACAUUGGCUCGGGAAAAUCAGACUAGCUUUGAGGAGUACCUUUGCAAUAGCCCAAAUGUAGAUCCUGGGAUUGAUUUUACAAUCACCGUUCUUACAACUGGUUUCUGGCCGAGUUAUAAAACAUGUGAUCUUAGCCUUCCUGCAGAGAUGGUGAAAUGUGUUGAAGUUUUCAAGGGAUUCUAUGAAAGAAAGACGAAAUGCAGAAAAAUUACAUGGAUCUACUCUUUGGGAACUUGCAACAUUAUUGGAAAGUUCGAGCUAAAAGAAAUUGAAUUGGUUGUAUCGACUUAUCAGGGUGCUCUCCUACUGCUUUUCAAUAGCAUGGAUAGGUUGAGCUAUUCAGAAAUUCUAAGUAAGUUAAACCUUACCCAUGAGGCGGCUAUCAGGGUUCUUCAUUCGCUUUCCUGUGCCAAGUACAAGAUCCUUAUUAAGGAGCCUGAUACAAAAACUAUAUCACCAAAUGACAGCUUUGAGUUCAACUAUAAGUUCACCGACAGAAUGAGAAGAAUUAAGAUUCCUCUCCCACCAGUGGAGGAAAGGAAGGAGGUGAUCCAAGAUGUUGAGAAAGAAAGACGAUAUGCUAUUGAUGCAGCAAUUGUGCGGAUUAUGAAGAGCCGGAAAGUUUUGGAACAUCAACAGUUAGUUACGGAGUGUGUUGAGCAGUUGAGACAUAAGUUCAAGCCUGACAUCAGAGCGAUUAAGAAGCAGAUUGAAGGUCUCAUCAUCCGUGACUACCUGGAGAGGGACAAGGAAGAUCGUAACUUGUUUAAGUAUCUUGCGUGA
Messenger RNA from Malus domestica (apple), 2118 nucleotides. Its product is annotated as cullin-1-like. The record is from RefSeq and is marked provisional. Gene Ontology annotation, molecular function: ubiquitin protein ligase binding. Gene Ontology annotation, cellular component: cullin-RING ubiquitin ligase complex. Gene Ontology annotation, biological process: ubiquitin-dependent protein catabolic process; protein ubiquitination. NCBI's taxonomy places the organism in Eukaryota, Viridiplantae, Streptophyta, Magnoliopsida, Rosales, Rosaceae.